UUCACUCUUUCUCUUUUAUCUUUUUUUUUUUCUUCUUACUUUCUCCUUUUUUUAUACUUUAUUUUUGUUACGAAAAAAAAAUAAAUGGAAUUACCAAUAUAUAAUGGGGUUCGAGCAGAGCCAAAGUUUUUACGGGAUCCUACUUCACUAGAGUCUAUCUCGAGUGGUAUAAGUAAGAUAUCUUCUUAUGUCACCUCCAACUUGUCAAAAAGAAGAUCAAAUAUGAUACCCAUAUUUGAACAACAACCUCACAUGCCACCUCCACAGCAACAACAACAACAACAACAACAACAAUAUAUAGAUGAAAUGACAGUUGAAGAAGUGGUAGAUGAGGAUAAGAACUCAGAUACAAUCACAUUCGCAUCCUUUGAUAAACUUAAUGAAAAUAUAACGUGUCUACUACUUGGCUAUCAAGAUGGAUUUCAAUUAUGGGAUAUCACUAAUCCUGAUAACGUACAUGAAAUAUGUUCAAUAAGAGAUAAGGAAACAUUUGGGACUGUAUCUUUUAUUCAUCUCUUACGACAUGAUUCACUUAUUGCCAUAGUGUAAGUCUAAUGUUCGUUUUAUAACACCAACUGAUACGUUGUAAAUGAUAAUAGAACCGAAACUACUAUCAGCAAUAGUAAAAGAUCGAAGAUUAUGAUUUAUUCUCUAAAUACAUAUACCAUAGUCAAGGAGAUAAAUGAGCCAAUGAAGGAGCAUAGUCAUCAAGAAGAUGAUUCAGUCCUAGUCACAUGUAUACAAAGUAACCACAAGAUCAUGGCUCUGGUAUAU
Messenger RNA from Rhizopus microsporus ATCC 52813, 774 nucleotides. RefSeq lists its product as uncharacterized. The transcript is spliced from 2 exons. Gene Ontology annotation, cellular component: cytoplasm. NCBI's taxonomy places the organism in Eukaryota, Fungi, Mucoromycota, Mucoromycetes, Mucorales, Rhizopodaceae. The coding region runs from base 85 to 549 and encodes 154 amino acids. The record is from RefSeq and is a predicted model, not a curated record. Gene Ontology annotation, biological process: autophagy; response to starvation.